This is a messenger RNA of Stegodyphus dumicola, 3175 nucleotides long. RefSeq names its product diacylglycerol lipase-beta-like. Gene Ontology annotation, molecular function: lipase activity. The record is from RefSeq and is a predicted model, not a curated record. Gene Ontology annotation, biological process: lipid catabolic process. NCBI's taxonomy places the organism in Eukaryota, Metazoa, Arthropoda, Arachnida, Araneae, Eresidae.
AGAGUACUUCUCUUACAUAGAGACUUUGGAUCAAAUCUGGGAUGAAGAUAAUCUAAUCAGUGCCAAAAAUGCCUGGAAUGCGUUUGUUUGGGAGGCGAUGCUCCCUUGCAACAGACGAUUUUCUUUUUAUUGGAUUAAUAGAUUCUAUCAUCUUUUUACCUUGGUUGGCAUGGAUUCCUGUCAUAUACGCAUCCUACCUCAAACAACGUUCCACUUGUGAAAUAAACGAUUCAGUGCACAUGUUGGACGUAGCCCUUCCGGGUCUGUGCAUUCUGUUCCUCAUGAACUGGCUGGUGUCUGCCUUUUUCGUCAUCUUCAGUGUGAAAGGUACCAUAUCACAGCCAGAAGCAAGGCGACCCGUUGUGAAAAUAGUUUGCAUAAAACUCAUCGUCAGCGCUCUAGACUUUGCAUGGGCCAUUUUCGGAACGGUCAUUCUUACCAGGAGUUCAUUUUGCGACAUCAUCGGAGUUGAAGUUCUCAUUAAAGCGACUACCAUUUUUCAAUGGAUUGCCACUUUUGUGCGAGCUGGAAUGAUGAUCGUCUUUUACGAUUGGAAAACUCCCAAAAAUGCGAAAGCGAGAACAGAGAAAGAAUAUUUCACUGCAUCUGUUCGAACAGGCACAUUCAAGCGCUGGCAUCUGAGACUUCAGGCGCUCUUCUUGUGGUGUACAACUCCUUCUGAUGCUAGAAAAGAAGCUAUUAAAACUGCCUCUGAGUUAAUGGCGCUUUUAUCUUGCGAUUUGGAUUUAGUUGCAUCUGAUGUAUUGGCUGGCUUAUUACUUUACCGUCAAAAAUGUCUUCAGAAGUGGAAAACAGAAAAACUGGCAUUAAUUUCCACUCCGCCUAUAACUGCACAAGACGGCAAGAAGUUGAAUCACUUCCCACCAGACAAUCUUCCAUCGUGGAUGAACCUCCAGCUAGCAAGCAGAUACUUUGAUAUAGGCUUGGGUGUCUUUGGUUGGCCGUGGUAUAUAUACAGAAAUUUAACAUGUGGGUGCUGCCAUCUAUUCAGACGUCUUACGUGUUGCUUCUAUUGCCGAAAACGAUCCAGCAAAGUACUGGGGGACAACUGCUGCGGUUGCAACUUAGCUGGUCUGGAAGCAACGACUGGUCUACCGUAUGAAGACCUUGUCCACGUUAGCUUCGUAGACAAGGUCUUUGAAGUGCCUUUCUUUAUCACAUAUGAUCACGAAACUUCUGCUAUCAUUAUUUCAGCUAGGGGAACUAUGUCUAUGGACGAUCUCUUGACUGACGUAGCAGCUGGUUUCGCCAACAUGGAUGAUCCUGGCUGUCCACCUGGAGCUCUGUGCCAUGGAGGGAUGCUGAGCGCUGCACGUGAAAUCAAGUGCAAACUUGAAGAGACAAAUAUUAUAGAUAUAGCGCUGAAAGAGAGGCCUGGAUAUAAAGUAGUUGUAACAGGGCACAGUUUAGGUGCAUCUGUGGCUUCUAUCCUUACUUUACUUUUGAAGAAUUCGUAUCCAAAUAUUCAGUGUUUUGCUUUUGCACCAGCACCUACUGUGAAUAAAAUAGCCCUUCCGUCCACGUUUGAUAAUGUGUUUACUAUAGUGUAUGGAAAUGACAGCGUAGUUUAUCUUAAUUACGAGAAUAUUAAGUACAUGGUAGUGGAAAUGGUAAAAUGUCUGAAGAACUGCAAUUUACCCAAGUACAAAGUAUUCAUGAACUAUCCGGAGCCAGCGGAGAUACAUAAUUCAAAUGAGAAAAGUGCAAAAAUUGAUAAAGAUCCGAAAGCUAAUGGGACCUGCAAUGAAGGAGAAUGUUUCACGUCAGGUAGCCAGUGUAAUGCUGAAUAUGGUGGCUUGAGUGCGCCGUUUGUAACUGAAAGUCUGUAUGUUGGUGGCACAAUAUUACAUAUAAGGCUGACAGAUGAUGGGUAUCGGAUGAAACUCUCCACAGCAGAUGAUUACAAAAAUUUAGCCUUCCGUCCAAAGAUGAUCCUUCAUCACUUUCCUCAAUAUAUCCAGGGAUGUCUGAGGCAUUUGGGAAAAACUCCUAUGGUGAAUGCGACAACUUUAGUUUGUCCACUGGAUUAGGAUGUCGGGAAUUUCUUGCAUGUCUUCAAUCCAUCAUCUUCUGUGGUCAUUAGAAGGAACGAAAACUGCAUCUUUUUGUAUAGAAUCUUCAAAUGAAACGAUCUACUUACCAAGAAUGUGUGUCCCAUUUGUUUAAGUCAUAACUCCAUGAUAAUGAUUAGUUGAUAACUGAUUCAAAACAAAAUAAUUCAUUGUGUUUUCUGAAUGAGUAAGGGGAAGUAUGAUGACAUGUUUAAAGACAAAGUAGAUUAUUUUAUUUGUUCUUAAUUUACGUUAUCAUAUUAACAAAUAGAGAUAGAUAAUUAAAUGUUAUGCUGAAAUUAGGAAGAUGAUAGAUUUUUUAAAAUUUUCCUGAAUGCAUUUUUUUGGCUUCAUUCAUGUUUAAUUACAUUUAAAAUUCAUUAAUACAAAGCUUAAAGGGAUAAAAAAUUUUAGAAAGGUAUUUUAUGUUUCUUCCUAUUUGUCUGUCGUGAGCUUUCUGGAAAGUGGAAAUUAUCUAUAUUAACACAUAUAUUUUUUACAUUCCGAAACGUUAUUAAUGCUUUAUAGAUUUCCUUUGUAUGAAACAAAUACUUCACUACGUCUGAUAAGGAUGAAGGAUAAAUUUGUUUUUCUGUCAAUAUGAAACAUCUCGGAGAUUUCUCAAUUCAAAAUCAUUAAAUUAAAUUCAUGUUUCUCUAGUUCUAUAAAUUUACAUAUACAGGUAGUUUCAUGUAAAUAUGUUAUUUUGUUAUAUAUUGAAUCAUUUGACAUUUACAUAGAAAAUAUGAAAUACUGUGAUAAUUUGAGAUCAAAAUGUGUAUAUAUGUUGCUCAUUUGUUAUUUUUUGUACAUGAAUUUGUAAAAUAUACGAAAAUGAAGUAUUCAUAUGUGUAAUUACUUUAGAAUGGUCAUUCUAAAUUUUUUAUCCAUAUGAAUUCUGAAAUACGAUACGGUUGUGACAAUGAAUGUAUAAAUUUACAAUUAUUUACUUUGAAAACUGACUUGUGAGGUUAAAGUGCAAGAUCCUAUGUAUAAUUUUGCAGAUAUAUAAUUUCUUGUGAAUUUUCGACAUUGUGAUGUUGUACAGAUAUAUAAUUAACAUAUUUUUAUACCAAAUAUAAAUAAAUGCUUUUAUUAAAACA